AUGUCGGCAAGUACGGUGCUUCACUAUGAAUCGCAAUCUCCGGUCUAUGCCCUUGACUGGUGCCAUACACAUGGGCCCAAUUCAUCUCGUGCGCGAUCUGCUUUCCGUAUUGCUCUUGGAACAUUUGUGGAGGAUUAUAGAAAUAGAAUAACCAUUAUUGGGCUCCCUGACGAAUCAUCAUUGCUUGAAGGAUCGUCCAACCCCAACUCAAGCUCGGGCGCCAGCGCGAAUGGAGGUGGAGGAGGGUCUGAUUUUGUAGUGCUGGCAGAAGCAAUGCACGGCUACCCUCCUACAAGACUACAAUGGGAACCUGCCAGUGCUGUCGGGCAAAGCUGGCCCAUCAAAACAAGCGGAGCCGAAUUGUUGGCGACGACUGGUGAUGCUUUACGCGUCUGGGAGUUCCUUACGGAGAGUGAUGGGGGCGUUGGACCUGGUUCACAAACAAGUUAUGUUGGGAGACAGGGAAAUAUCGGUUUAGGAGGAAAGCUCAGCCAGAAAAUAGCGUUAUCUAGCAGUAAGAAUCCCAAUCCAUCCACGCCGCCCCUUACCUCGUUUGCCUGGAAUACCAUAUCUCCGUCUUUGAUCGUUACCUCGUCUAUCGAUACCACAUGCACCGUUUGGGAUAUAUCCUCAAGUACAGCCGUCACCCAAUUAAUCGCUCAUGAUCGUGAGGUGUAUGAUGUUGCCUGGGUCCCACAUAGCACAGACGCUUUCGUCAGUGUUGGCGCGGACGGGUCGCUUCGUGCAUUCGACCUUCGCUCUCUGGAACACUCCACGAUUCUCUACGAAACACCCACACCGCCACCUCCCCCCGUCAAAACUGACGACGGAACCCAGCGAACGACCGCUGCUUCCUUGUUACGCGUAGCAUUCAAUCCACUUGACGCAAACUAUCUUGCGACUUUCCAUAUGGAUAGCCCAAAUGUCCAAGUUCUCGAUAUGCGCAAUCCAGGACAACCUGUCGUAGAACUCAAAGCUCAUCGCGGUGCAGUUAGCGCGAUCGGAUGGGGUGCAGCGGAAGGGAGUAUGCUUGCCACUGCGGUAUGGGAUUUGACAAGCACAAUGGCAGCUGCAAGUGCGGCCAAUCAGCAACAAUCUCGUGGUCCAGGUCUAGCCUCUCCCCGGCCACCAGAUAGUACUACCCGAACCGUGUUUGAUCCUGCAUUGGCCUGGACUGGGCCUGGUGAAAUCAGCAACAUGGCAUGGUCUCCUCCAAUGGCUGGAUUUAGCCUAGGCGGUGGCAUCCAAAGUCAGCCCGGAGAAUGGGUUGUAGCCGCGAUGGGCAAGUCUAUAAGAGCUUUGAAGAUUUAA
Molecule: messenger RNA, 1311 nt
Organism: Rhizoctonia solani
Lineage: Eukaryota; Fungi; Basidiomycota; Agaricomycetes; Cantharellales; Ceratobasidiaceae
Product: WD repeat-containing protein
Exons: 3
Coding region: 1-1311 (436 amino acids)
Cellular component (GO): nucleus
Molecular function (GO): protein binding
Source: RefSeq, a predicted model, not a curated record